This is a messenger RNA of Aspergillus sclerotioniger CBS 115572, 1164 nucleotides long. Its product is annotated as alkene reductase. Lineage: Eukaryota; Fungi; Ascomycota; Eurotiomycetes; Eurotiales; Aspergillaceae. The transcript is spliced from 2 exons. Gene Ontology annotation, molecular function: FMN binding; NADPH dehydrogenase activity. Bases 4 to 1164 code for a protein of 386 amino acids. The record is from RefSeq and is a predicted model, not a curated record.
ACCAUGGGCUCCAUCACCACCGCCAAUCCCCUCUUCCAGCCCCUCCAGCUAGGGGCCCUCUCCCUAUCCCACCGCGUCGUGCUGGCCCCCUGCACCCGCAUGCGCGCCACCAAAGAAUCCGACGGCGUUUACGUCCCCAACGACCUAAUGGCCGAAUACUACAGCCAGCGGGCCUCCCCGGGCGGUCUUCUCAUUACCGAAGCCACCCCUAUCAGCCGCUACGCCGCCGGCUACCCCGGAGUCCCGGGUAUCUUCACCCCCAGCCAAAUCGCCUCCUGGAAAACCAUCACCUCAGCCGUGCACUCCAAAGGCGGGCUCAUGAUCAGCCAACUCUGGCACGUCGGCCGCGCCACCGUACCCUCCCUCCUAGACGGCCAACCCGCGCUCGCCCCCAGCUCCAUCCCCAUCACCGGCACCGCCCUAGACGGAAGCCUCUACGCCGACAACCCGCCCAAACCAAUGAGCAUUGGUGAAAUCCAAUCCACGAUCGCCACCUACGCGACGGCCGCGUCCAACGCCAUGGCCGCUGGCUUCGACGCCGUGGAAAUUCACGCUGCGAACGGCUACCUCCUUGACCAAUUCCUGCACGAUAACGUGAAUACUCGGACCGAUGAGUACGGGGGAUCUGUUGCCAACCGGGCCAGAAUCGUACUCGAGGUUAUUGAAGCGGUGAGUAAGGCCAUUGGGUCUGAGAAAGUUGGGGUUCGACUCUCCCCGUAUAAUUAUUUUCAAGAUACGAGGGAUUCGAAUCCCCAGGGUCACUGGGUGGAGAUUUGUGAGUUGAUUGCUGGGUUACCGGAUGGUGUGCGGCCCGCGUACGUGCAUAUGGUGGAGCCGAGAUUCGAUGAGGUGUUGGAUGAAUCGGCCAAGAUGGAUUCGUUGCCUGGGGGAGGGGGGAAGAAGAAUUUGGAUAUCUUUCGGAGACCGUUGAAGGAGGCUGGGGUGGGGUUUAUUGCUGCCGGGGCGUUUAAUGGGGAGAAUGCGAAGAGUAAGGUGCUUGGGGAUGGGGCGGAUGCGGUGGCCUUUGGGAGGUGGUUUAUUGCGAAUCCGGAUCUGCCGAGGAGGUUGUUGGAGGGCGUGCAGUUGAAUAAGUAUGAUCGGGGGACGUUUUAUGGCGCGGACCCGGCGGAGAAGGGGUAUACGGAUUAUCCGGUUUGGGAGUGA